AUGGCGGAUACUGUAGAUAUUCUCAAGCUGAAGCUAGCAGAGCUCAAACAAGAAUGCCUGGCCCGAGGUUUGGACGUGAAAGGGAAUAAGAGUGACCUGAUCAGCAGGCUUCAAGCAUUUCUAGAGGAACACGCUGAAGAAGAGCCCAAUGAGGAAGAUGUUCUAGGUGAUGAAACAGAGGAAGAAGAGCAAAAACCUGUAGAUGUUCCCGAGGAGAAGGAGGAGGAGGAGGAGGAGGAGGAGGAACCUUCUGGAAAACCAGGGCAAAUAGAAACCGCGAAGAAAGUGGUGAAGAUAACAAGUGGGGUGCCUCAGGCUGAUAGACUUCAGAAAAGAGCUGAAAGAUUUAAUGUUCCUGCCAACUUGGAUAGCAAAAAGGCAGCUCGUGCUGUACGGUUUGGCCUUCCUGCCACUGAUCAGAAAGGGCAGACCACAGGAGUAAAAUCCUUGGUGAAUGUUGAUAAACUUAAAGAGAGAGCGCAAAGGUUCGGUCUCAGCGUUUCUUCCGUCACAAAAAAGGUAAAGGAUUAUUAGUUUUCUGCAUGACAAAGUUUUUGUAUUUAAAGUAUAACACAAAAACAGCCUAGUUUCAUGACAACGUAAGUAUAUGACCA
This is a messenger RNA of Staurois parvus, 614 nucleotides long. The record is from the annotation of a GenBank genome assembly. Lineage: Eukaryota; Metazoa; Chordata; Amphibia; Anura; Ranidae.